Messenger RNA from Prosopis cineraria, 2095 nucleotides. Its product is annotated as isocitrate dehydrogenase [NADP]-like. Gene Ontology annotation, molecular function: magnesium ion binding; NAD binding; isocitrate dehydrogenase (NADP+) activity. Gene Ontology annotation, biological process: isocitrate metabolic process. Lineage: Eukaryota; Viridiplantae; Streptophyta; Magnoliopsida; Fabales; Fabaceae. Gene Ontology annotation, cellular component: mitochondrion. The transcript has 15 exons. The coding region runs from base 154 to 1587 and encodes 477 amino acids. The record is from RefSeq and is a predicted model, not a curated record.
UCCCUAGUUUCUUGUUGGCACUUGCGUCAAAAAACAAAAGUCCGCUGCGGAGCAAAUAGAAUUGAAUCGUAUUCCGCGGCUUCUUUGACAAGAAAGGCUUUUGCGGUUGCUAGCUCCAACUCCAAAUAAUUGAAUAACACUUAUUGAGCUUGGAUGAUGAGAGCAGUGCUUCGAUCAAGUGUCAUGUCCGGCGCCACUACGUUGUCGUCUUCGCUAUCUUCAAUACCGCGCAGAAACCCUAUCUCGCGCUUCACUACCUGUAACGGUGUUCUAACACUGGACAAUGUUUUCUUCCCCACUCGCUCCAAUCGCGUUUCGCUUCGAUGCUACGCCGCACUCACUGGUUUUGAUAGAGUUCGAGUUCAGAAUCCUAUAGUGGAAAUGGACGGUGAUGAAAUGACAAGGAUCAUAUGGAAGAUGAUAAAGCAUAGACUCAUACUUCCUUAUCUGGAUUUAAAUAUAAAGUAUUUUGAUUUGGGAAUUCAGCAUCGUGAUGCAACUGAUGACAGAGUUACUGUAGAAAGUGCUGAAGCUGCUCUAACGUUUAAUGUUGCUGUAAAAUGCGCAACAAUAACUCCAGAUGAAACCAGAGUCAAAGAAUUUGGACUGAAGUCUAUGUGGAGGAGCCCCAAUGGCACAAUUAGAAACAUUUUGAAUGGUACUGUUUUUCGGGAGCCCAUAAUAUGCCGGAAUAUUCCAAAAAUUGUCCCCGGUUGGAAGAAACCCAUAUGUAUUGGUAGGCAUGCUUUUGGUGAUCAGUAUCGUGCUACUGAUUUAGUAAUUAGAGGACCAGGGAAGCUUAAGUUGGUAUAUGUUCCUGAAGACGCGGAUCCUCCAGUGGAGCUUGAUGUUUUCAAUUUCAAAGGACCAGGUGUUGCUCUUGCUAUGUAUAAUGUUGAUGAGUCUAUCCGGGCUUUUGCUGAAUCAUCAAUGUCACUGGCGUUUGCAAAGAAAUGGCCUCUUUACUUAAGCACCAAGAACACUAUUCUUAAGAAAUAUGAUGGCAGGUUCAAAGACAUAUUCCAGGAGGUGUAUGAAGAAAGGUGGAAGACGAAGUUUGAAGAACACUCGAUAUGGUAUGAACAUAGGCUCAUUGAUGACAUGGUUGCAUAUGCACUCAAAAGCGAAGGAGGAUAUGUUUGGGCUUGCAAAAAUUAUGAUGGUGAUGUCCAAAGUGAUUUACUUGCUCAAGGAUUUGGCUCGUUGGGCCUCAUGACUUCUGUGCUGUUAUCUUCUGAUGGAAAGACAUUAGAAGCUGAGGCAGCUCAUGGAACUGUAACUCGACAUUUCCGGCUUCAUCAGAAGGGACAGGAAACUAGUACAAACAGCAUUGCUUCUAUAUUUGCAUGGACGCGAGGACUGGAACACAGGGCCAAGCUGGAUAACAAUGAGAGGUUACUGGAUUUUGCUUGUAAGUUGGAGGCUGCAUGUGUUGAGACGGUGGAGUCUGGAAAGAUGACCAAAGAUCUUGCUAUUCUGAUUCAUGGACCUAAUGUAUGCAGGGAAUUUUACUUGAACACACAGGAAUUUAUCGAUGCUGUGGCCCAUAAGCUGGAUGAAAAGCUCCGGGUACCUGCGUUGGUCUGACUGUUACUUAAGUCCCAUUUUUUGUUAGGCAGCCGUAAAGGGGGCGAGGGAAUUUAUUACAUUUUGAAUUGUUCAGGCGGCCAGUGGGGUUUUCUAUAUCUUUUGGUCGUCGUUUAAAAUCUGUGAGCCCCAGAAAGGAAACUGGUCAAUUUUUUUAACUCUGCAAAGUCCAUACUAUUACGAUUCAGCUCUAGGCUUUUGGCUUUGGCGGCCGGCAUCCCCAUUCUUGAACCACACGCUGUCUUGCUGGCGGGGGAAACUUGCAGAGCAUGAGCAAAUCACAGGCAAAUGAGAUUAGUUUGACUUUUUCGGGUGAUUCAUCAUUCGUUAAGAUAUUGCUGGCUAGUUUGAAUAUUUGAGUACUGCUUUUUUUGAAAUGAUUGUUUGAUAUGUGGUGCUAAGAUUGGAUUGUGGGGCGUAUGUUGAAAUAAGUCGUAUGUUUUUCAUGGUUUAUCAAUGAAUAUGAAUAUAUAAUAUUAUGAAAUACAAAUAGAAAUUUUAUAUUGAA